Molecule: messenger RNA, 3868 nt
Organism: Nanorana parkeri
Lineage: Eukaryota; Metazoa; Chordata; Amphibia; Anura; Dicroglossidae
Gene: ZFAT
Product: zinc finger and AT-hook domain containing
Exons: 17
Coding region: 209-3841 (1210 amino acids)
Biological process (GO): regulation of gene expression
Cellular component (GO): nucleus
Source: RefSeq, a predicted model, not a curated record
CGCCGCGGCAGGGAAGUGUUAGGAUGGCCACUGGCGUCUUCCGGUGCCGCGGGAGUGUGUCCAUGACUUAGGCAGUACGCGGAGUUGGUUGCUAUGGCGCAGCUGGAUGGGGAUGGCUGGGGUCCGGGCGAGGGACAGCCUUGACAGAGCAGAUCACUCGUAUUGAUGUUUCCGCUGGUGUCUAUGGAGUGGUGUAGUUGUCGGCCAAAUGCAUUCGGUAGAGAACAGCUGCAACAAUGACAUCUCCAGACCAAAUGAAGGUGCGAGCUCGAUCUACAUGUGUAAACUGUGUAACUUGUUCUCUCCCAGCCAUUCGGAGCUGCUGCUGCACGUGACGGAGAAUCAUUCCAAUGAAGGCCUGAGUGCCGAUCACAUCAUCAUCCCCCUCCGACCGCUCGUGCCCUCCGGGAGGAACACAGAAGAUUUGUGUGUUGUGAAAAGAAAGAGGGGGCGACCGAAAGGCUCCACCAAGAAGUCUAUAACCGAAGAAGAGCCCACAGAGAACAAUGGAAACUUUGCCCAUGAUGGCCAAGCGGAAACCGAGGAUGGCUGGCUCUCUUCCGAGCCGAUACCAGAGAACCUGGAGUGUCGAAAAUGCAGCCGCACCUUCUCCAACGUCCGACAACUGAAAAAACACAUCUGCAUCAUUGUGUGCAAUGACGACGAGGAUGUCACUCAAGGUAAUGACUUUGAUGGGAAGUUUAUCCUGCCAGAUUAUGAAAAGGAGAAGCAGCCGAAGCGUUCACGAAUCCAGAAAACAGAAAAGACACUACAGUCGAAAGAAGCUGAGAAGAGCCAAGGAGUAAAUCCCAUCAUCCGUGUUCUUUUAACUGCGCACGAGGCUAUUCCAGGAGCAACAAAAAUAAUUCCAGUCGAGGCGGCAGCUCCUGCGGCUGAGCCAGAAGCGGCCUCCCAGCCAGCUGAGCCAGAGCAGAAUCUGAAGAGGGGUUACCAGGAGUACGCUAUCCAGCAAGUCCCUCAGGAACAGUCCUCGAAUUCAAACAGAUUGGCCUCAACCCAACUUAAAAUUUUCACCUGCGAAUACUGCAAUAAAGUCUUCAAGUUCAAGCACUCCCUGCAAGCCCACCUACGAAUCCACACCAAUGAAAAGCCUUACAAGUGCCCGCUCUGCAACUACGCCAGCGCCAUCAAGGCCAACCUCAGCGUCCACAUGAGGAAGCACACGGGGGAAAAGUUCAGCUGUGACCACUGUUCAUUCAGCUGCCUUAGCAAAGGUCACCUGAAGGUCCACGUGGAGCGAGUUCACAAGAAGAUCAAACAGCACUGCCGCUUCUGCAAGAAGAAGUACUCCGACGUCAAGAAUCUCAUCAAGCACGUCAAAGAGACGCACAAUCUACUGGACAAAAAGGUGAAGGAGACCUUCGACGAGCUGAGAUUGCUCACCAGAGAAGGAAAGCGGCAGCUCCUCUACGACUGCCACAUUUGCGAACGGAAAUUCAAAAACGAACUGGAACGGGACCGCCACAUGUUGGUCCAUGGUGAUCAGAGACCCUUCGCUUGCGAGCUCUGCAACCACGGCGCCACCAAAUACCAUUCCCUUGAGCUGCACAUGCGCAGGCACCCCUUCGUCUAUGUCUGCUCAAACUGUUUAAAAAAAUUUGUGAGCACCGUCAGGCUCAAAGCUCACAUCAAAGAAGCCCACCCCGACGCAGCGGAGGAAACGUUGCUUAAUGACUCCAUCGGUCAGAGUUUUUGUCUACUAGAACCUGGUAGCGACAUCCAGCAAGAGGCCUUGGGGGACAUUGAAACUAAUGUCCAGGAGGACACCACCGCACCUUCCGCUCUAGAUCUACAAAUGCAAACGCAGGAAACUAUUAUGGAACAGCCUCAGAAUUUGAAACCGCACAAUGAUGGUUUGCCUUCGGAGAAGACAACAGAGCUGCUUGUCUCCGGGAGCGAGCACGCAAACCAUUUAACAGAUUGCACUCCAGAAAAGCUUACAGACUCUUCCAUCGACUCUAAGGGAGUGUCGAGCGAGGAACUUUUACAUCAGUUGACAGAGAAAGAGAACAAUCAUCUAUAUGCUAACCUCGGAGACGUUCAGAGAAGAGAUAAUGUUUCGGGAGCAGUGGGUCAAGUCACGGCUGAAAGCUCUCUGUUGAAAGAUGGAGAGUUGGAUAGUUUGCCGAAAGACGUUUCCCUUGAUCAAAGCGGCGGCAGGGAAAGCACGGGGGAGAGCCUUAGUAAUGAGAGCCACCAGCAGACUCCUGUUCCUGUUAAUUCAGCAGGAGCUGGCGCUUUUAUGGCCAUCUUGAAUGGACUACAAAAGAGACAACUGAAUAUGGAUUUACUUCAGAAAAUAAGGAAGGUUUAUGGGGAACUGGAGUGUGAAUACUGCGGCAAGCUGUUCUGGUAUCAGGUACAUUACGACAUGCACGUCAGAACACACACGAGAGAACAUUUAUACUUCUGCUCCCAGUGCAGCUACUCGUCUAUCACCAAAAACUGCCUGAAACGCCACGUCAUCCAGAAACACAGCAACAUGUCCCUCAAGUGCCCGGCGCAAGGCUGCAACUACUCCAGUCCAGACAAGUACAAGCUGCAGGCACACCUCAAGAUACACACGGACCUGGACAAAAAGACUUACUCCUGCCCUGCCUGUGAAAAGUCCUUCUCAGACGACCGCCUUAUCAAAUCCCAUAUAAAGGCCAACCAUUCCGAUGUUGCUGCCAAUCUGAUUUCCGAGGUCCUCGGCCGUAAGGUCCAGAUCAAAGGACUGAUUGGGAAGAGGGCGGCCAAGUGCCCGUACUGUGACUCUUACUUCAUGAAGAAUGGCUCCGAUCUGCAGAGGCACAUAUGGGCUCAUGAAGGUUUGAAGCCAUUUAAAUGCACCGUGUGUGAUUACGCCACCCGCAGUAAGAGUAACCUGAAAGCUCACAUGAAUCGGCACAGCACAGAGAAGACUCACCUGUGCGAUAUGUGUGGGAAAAAGUUCAAAUCCAAAGGGACCCUAAAGAGCCACAAAUUCCUCCAUACAGCCGAUGGAAAGCAGUUUAAAUGUACUGUAUGUGAGUUUACAGCAGUCCAGAAACCCCAGCUUCUCCGCCAUAUGGAGCAACAUACCUCUUUCAAGCCAUUUGGUUGUGCCUUAUGCCACUAUUCCUGCAAUAUCCCUGGCUCCCUGAAGAGGCAUUAUAACAAGAAGCAUCCCAAUGAGGAAUGUGUGAACUCUGGAGCUGGAGAGCUCUCUGCAGAAUCCCUCGUCCUCCAAGGGGGCAUAAAGUGCCCGGUGUGUAGCUUUGUGUACAGCACAAAAUGGGAAUUCAACAGACAUCUGAAGAGCAAGCAUGGACUGAAAGUGGUGGAGAAUGGCAAGGAAUCGGGUUGGGAGCUGGUGGAUGUGACCGAGGAGAUCUCAACGCAGUUCCUUCAUAUCGCUGAAGCCGAAGCAGAUGCUCAGGGAACGCAGACAGCUGUUGCCGCUCUCCAGGAUUUGAGAUACACCUCGGAAACCAGUGAGAAGCUCGACCCCACAGCUAUGAACAUACUCCAACAAAUCAUCGAGUUGGGCACAGAGUCCCAUGACGCUGUUGCCUCUGUAGUUGCCAUGGCACCGGGAACCGUGACAGUUGUUGAGCAGGUGACGGAAGAGGAGCAAGCGGCCAAUCACACUGUGAUGAUCCAGGAAGCCUUGCAGCAGGCCUCCAUCGGGCUGGGGGAGCAGCACCACCUAGUCGUCUCUUCGGAUGAAGUCGAGGGCAUCGAAACCGUCACGGUGUACACACAAGGGGAGGAAGCCUCGGAGUUCAUCGUUUAUGUCCAGGAAGCCAUGGAGCCUGUGGCAGAUGGUACAAUGGAGCACAUCUUACAAGAAAUAUGAGACAGCUCUGGGAAAUAAGACGACCUA